Messenger RNA from Prunus armeniaca (apricot), 534 nucleotides. NCBI's taxonomy places the organism in Eukaryota, Viridiplantae, Streptophyta, Magnoliopsida, Rosales, Rosaceae. The record is from the annotation of a GenBank genome assembly.
AUGAAUCACUGUGCGAUACAGCAAGGCAACGCCCUCUCAGCUUGCGAAGACAUGAGGGCUUAUUCAAGAGACUCCGUCGUUUGUCCCAAACCUCGCCGUUUUGGCCUUCUAAACGCCAGCCCUCACGAGCCCGUCAGAUCUUUCAGAUGGCAAUUUGGCCACCAAGCGGAGCUCUGUGAUCCAAAGGCAGGGUCUGAUAUUUUGGACAACCUCCUCACAAAGGGAUCUUUCGGCGUUGAACAAUUUUCGUGUACAGAAAUGGCCUCGCAGCACCCAUUUUAUAACGGGUCGCCGCCCAGCAGAGUAGCUAACCCAUUAAUUCAGGACGCUCGAUUUGGGAAUGAGAAACUCACCCCAUUCUCACCACUGUCACCAAUACCCACCCCGUCUGGUCUAUCCUCAUCUCCUUCGUCAUCCACUAGGAAAGGAGGCUUUGUUCGGGCCAAUUUUGGGAGCAAACCAGCAGUGAGGGUCGAGGGGUUUGAUUGCCUGGAUAGGGAUAGGAGAAAUUGCAGCAUCCCUACCCUGGCAUAG